Vigna umbellata (rice bean) is the source of this 1608-nucleotide messenger RNA. RefSeq names its product UPF0481 protein At3g47200-like. NCBI's taxonomy places the organism in Eukaryota, Viridiplantae, Streptophyta, Magnoliopsida, Fabales, Fabaceae. The record is from RefSeq and is a predicted model, not a curated record.
AUGAAACAAAUCCAGACACAUUGAUUAGCACAGAAGUUCGGGAAGAAGAGAGUUUGAUGCAUAUCUGAUGGUACCAUUUUGGAAGAAAGUGAUUGUUUUGAACUAAGAGCCUUGCAGAUCACAGGUUGACCAGUUUCAAUGGAUUCUUCUUCUGCUGCUACUGCUACCUACACUGCAGUACCUGAAACAGAUCCCCAGAUAGAACACAUAAUUGACAUUCCUAAAGAAAUUCAGCCUGCACAGCAUGAACAGUGUUGUAUUUACAAGGUUCCUCCAAAUCUCAGAAAGUUGACUGAAGGGGAAGCCUAUGAACCAAUUUUGAUCUCAAUCGGCCCUUUUCACCACAACAAAAAACCAGAACUAGAGCCAAUGCAUAGACAGAAGCAAAGGUACUUUCUUUCCUUCUGGGAACGUGUGACAAACAAAAGGGCUUUGUCCGGUUACAAAGUCUUCCUCAGUGACAACAUUGAAACCAUAAAACACAGGUAUUCAGAGCCAACAAGCCUCAGCAAAGAUGAGUUUGUGAACAUGAUCUUGUUAGACUCAGUCUUCAUCGUAGAGCUCUUUCUGAGAAAAUCCAACAUUUCUGAACAGAAAAAUGACAACAUAUUCACCACAGCAUGGAUCUGCAAGAACAUCCAGAGAGACCUGUUACUACUUGAAAACCAGCUUCCCUUUUUUCUCUUGGAAAAUCUAUACAAAAGUGUUAACAGGCUAAGCGAUCUAAGCUUUCUUGAGCUUGCAAUCAACUACUUUGAAGAUUACUAUCCACACACCUCAACACCAGACAAAAAAACCAUUGACAAGAACUUCUCAUCUUGCAACCACUUCACUGACUUGGUAAGGCGUUUCUACCUUCCAGAAAAGGUUAAUGCCAAGGAUUGGAUGCCAUCCAAACACUUCACUCCCUGCAGCAAAAACGAAUGUGUCCUCAAGACUGCAACAAUGUUGAACGAAGCAGGAGUUAGCUUUGAGAGAGUACACCAUAAAGGUUUGCUAGACAUAAAGUUUCAAAAGAUUCAAGUUUUGAGCUGGUUUCUUUGCCUAGGUUGUCUACCAUGUUUCACAUGUGUAAAAGCCCGUUUCAGAAUCCCUCAGUUAAAAGUGCUUCAAACAACAGAAUGUGUGCUGAGGAACCUCAUUGCCUUGGAGCAGUGCCACUAUCCAGAAGAACCUUUCAUGUGCAACUAUGUUUCUCUGAUUGACUCACUGAUUCACACCAAAGAGGAUGUUGAGUUGUUGGUGGACAAGGAAAUCAUUGAACAUGAACUUGGCUGCCACAGUGAAUUGGCAAAUAUGAUAAAUGGUCUUUGCAAGCAUGUGGUGGUGAAUUGCAACUAUUAUGGCAAAGUGACAAGGAAACUCAAUGAUCACUACAAUAGUUAUUGGAAGCGUUAUAUGGGUAUGUUAAGGUCGGUGUAUUUCCGUGAUCCUUGGAGACUGAGUUCAACUGUUGUAGGAGUUGUUAUCUUCUUAUUUGCCAUUGUCAACUUUCUUCGUGUUACUGGUUUGUAUCAUCCAAAACGAUGAUCUGUUUUUGAUGUUGUGAACUGUAAUGUAAUCACUUCAUUUCAUGUUUUAACACUGCUCAACUGAUUAUGAAUUGAA